This is a messenger RNA of Dermacentor silvarum, 1103 nucleotides long. RefSeq names its product eukaryotic translation initiation factor 3 subunit G. The transcript has a single exon. Gene Ontology annotation, molecular function: RNA binding; translation initiation factor activity. The record is from RefSeq and is a predicted model, not a curated record. Bases 163 to 1029 code for a protein of 288 amino acids. Gene Ontology annotation, cellular component: cytoplasm; eukaryotic translation initiation factor 3 complex. NCBI's taxonomy places the organism in Eukaryota, Metazoa, Arthropoda, Arachnida, Ixodida, Ixodidae.
AUCACCAUCGUUCCGAUCAUCUCUUCAGAGCCGGCAAGGCAUGUGACAUAUUCUACGUCUUUCAUAAUCUUUCCGACGAAAAGCGCCGGCAGCGUGACUAACAGAACCUUGAGUUCUUGCUGCUCGGGUUUAGCUCGGUCGAAGCACAUGUGGUGAGCAAUAAUGCCCGUUGCCGACAACGCGAACCAGCCCAGUUGGGCUGACCGGGUCGAGCAGGGCGAAGACGUUCCGCUGCCGUCCCUACCUGCGGAACUCGCGGACGGUGAAGUCGCGGAUGGUGAAGAGAAGGUCACUACCGAGUUCCGCGAAGAUGAGGAAGGUAGGAGGGUUAAGGUGCUGCGGCACUACAAAAUUGAAAGGAGGCAAGUUUCCAAGUCUGUGGCUCGAAGAAAGCUUUGGAAAAAGUUUGGUGCUGCAAAGAAUGACCCGCCGGGCCCCAACGCGGCCACUACGGUGGUGGGUGAAGAAAUCCAAAUGCAGUUUGUGAGUGCCCAAGAGGAAGAGACUAGCCCAGAGGAGGACAUGCUGGCCAAGCUACGCAGCCAGAAGACCAAGAUGGUCAAAUGUCGAAUCUGCAAGGAAGACCACUGGACUACGCAGUGCCCCUUCAAGGAUAAGGUUGCUCUGCCCGAACACCUCAAGGAAGAGGCCAAGCCCGUAGCAGCCGCCGAGGUUGAGGAGAAGGUGAAGUCCGGCAAAUACAUCCCGCCGAGUAUGCGAGAGGGUGCCAACCGUCGCGGAGAGUCGAUGGCGCAGUCGCGCACCAGGGAUGAGGCGGCUACUAUCCGAGUGACCAACCUGUCUGAAGACGUACGUGACUCUGACCUACAGGAGUUGUUCCGGCCCUUCGGCCAGAUUGCCAGGAUAUAUCUGGCUAAGGACAAGGUGACUGGACAGUCCAAGGGAUUCGCAUUUAUCAACUUUGUACAUCGCGAAGACGCUGCCCGAGCCAUUGCCAAUGUCAAUGGCUUUGGUUAUGACAACUUGAUCCUCUCCGUGGAAUGGGCGAAGCCAUCUGGUACAUCUUGAAGACAUCAGCAGUAAACGAUGAAGUGUCCAGGGACUACUAGUAAAAGGAAUAAAAAGGGCAUGUGACAGUUUGA